Molecule: messenger RNA, 1271 nt
Organism: Oryza brachyantha (malo sina)
Lineage: Eukaryota; Viridiplantae; Streptophyta; Magnoliopsida; Poales; Poaceae
Product: transcription factor bHLH94-like
Exons: 3
Coding region: 29-1015 (328 amino acids)
Biological process (GO): regulation of transcription by RNA polymerase II
Molecular function (GO): RNA polymerase II cis-regulatory region sequence-specific DNA binding; protein dimerization activity; DNA-binding transcription factor activity, RNA polymerase II-specific
Source: RefSeq, a predicted model, not a curated record
AUUGCACGAGCUGCGCGUUCGAUCGGACAUGGCGCUUGACGCGCUGUGCAGCGCCGGGAGCGACGUCCUCAUCUACGACACGUUCGACGCCUCGGCUGCCGCCGCCGCGGCCGCGGGUACGCCAGCGGCGAGCUUCCUCUUCGGCAAUGCCGGCGGCUCGGUGGGGCCGGAGACGACGGUGCAGGUGGCGGCCGGGGCGGCGGAGGUGGAUCAGAAGCAGCAGCCGCAGCCGGGGAGGAGGAAGCGGCGGCGGCGGGCGAGGAGCUGCAAGAGUCGGGAGGACGCCGAGAGCCAGCGGAUGACCCACAUUGCCGUCGAGCGCAACCGCCGCCGCCAGAUGAACGAGUACCUCGCCGUGCUCCGGUCGCUUAUGCCGGAGUCCUACGUCCACCGGGGCGACCAGGCGUCCAUUGUCGGAGGUGCCAUUGAUUUCGUCAAGGAGCUUGAGCAGCUGCUGCAAUCCCUCGAGGCGCAGAAGCGCACGCUGCUGAUGCAGCAGCCGCCUCCGCCUCCGCCGCCGCCGCCGCCACAGAAGCAGCAACAGCAGGAGGUGAAGCCUGACGCAACGACGACGGCCGCCACGAGCGCGGUCGAUCAGGAGGCGGCGGCGGAUGGACCGCCGUUCGCGCGGUUCUUCACGUACCCGCAGUACGUGUGGUGCCACCAGCCACCGCGGGACGGCGGCGCGGAGAACCGCGCCGGCGUGGCGGACAUCGAGGUGAGCCUGGUGGAGACGCACGCCAGCCUCCGGGUGAUGGCGCCGCGGCGGCCGGGGCAGCUGCUCAAAAUGGUGGCCGGGCUGCAGGCGCUCCGGCUCACCGUCCUCCACCUCAACGUCACCUCGCUCGGCUCGCUGGCCCUCUACUCCAUCAGCGUCAAGGUGGAGGAAGGGUGCGGCAUGGCGACGGUGGACGACAUCGCGGCGGCGGUGCACCACGUGCUCUGCAUCAUCGACGCCGAGGCGGCGGGGGCGCGGCUACUGCUCGGCGGGGAGGCGGGCGGGCCAUUUGGUUAGUUUAGCUAGGUAGCUUAGCCUAAAUUCCGGCGUUGCGCAGGCCGGUGACCACGGCCGGCGCGGCGACGGGGGCUCGCCGUGCGGUGCGGUGCGGCGCAACAUCUGUAAAGUGUAGCGCGGAAGAUCUCGAUCUCUCUACUUAGGCUGUAGCGAGACGAGACGAGACGAGACCGAGACGGGUUGAUUCAUCUGUGGUCGAUGGCGUAGCGGGGCAAAAGAGCCCGUGUAACUGCAAUAAAAUGCGGCUGCCCGUUGU